AUGGGUUUUGGAGAGGUCAAGCACCCCGUCCCAAGCCACCAGCCUCCAGCUCCCCAGUGGCGUGUGACCGAUGAGCGCCUGGUGGACAGCGUGGGCGGGGCCAGCUGCUUGUACCAUGCCCAUUCCGUCUCCGCGGCCCCUGGAAUCCUGGCCAUGCGGCUGUCCUCAGAGCACGGGAGAGAAAGUGACCUCUCUGUGGUUUGUAAGGACUGCAAGGGCAAAUACCCUGCGUUCACGAUGGCCAUCUGCGAUUCCCCCAUCCGGGUCACGCACGACACGAUGAACGUGCCCCUCGUCUGUGACUAUGGCUCAGUCUUCAGCAAGGUGGGCUUGUCGGGCACAGAGGCCCCUCUGGCCAUGUUCCCCACCAUCCUCGGGAAACUUCGGCACGACAAUCCGUUGGUGGGGAUGCAAGAAGAAGACUGGUUCAUCAGAGACGAGGCUCAGAAAAAGCGAGGGGAGCUUAACCUGCAAUAUCCCAUCUCCCGGGUGACCAUCACUAACUGGGACAACAUGGAGAAGAUUUGGCAUCACUCCUUCUACCAGGUGCUCCGCAUCGCCCCAGAGCAGCAUCCUCUGAUGGUGACCGAACUGCCUUUAAACAUAAUAUCAAACAAAGAGAAGAUGUCACAGAUCCUGUUUGAGACGUUCAAUGUGCCCGCCCUCUACUUAGCCAACCAGGGAGUCCUUUCUCUCUACGCCUCUGGCCAGACCUCCAGUGACUGGGAGUACAUCCGGGACAUAAAGGAAAAAUGUUGCUAUGUGGCUUUGGACUUCGACAAGGAAAAACUGAAAGCUGACUCUCCUUCCUACGCACAGAAGUAUCAGCUGCCCGAUGGCCAGGAGAUCACCCUUGGGCAGGAGAAGUUCCUCUGUCCCAAAGGGCUUUUCCAGGCAGACAUCAUGGGGAGAAAUGGCCCAGGCAUCCACAUGAAGGCCUUCCAGAGCAUCAGCUCCUGCAGCUCUGCCCUCUGGAAGGUUCUCUUCGGCCACAGCGUGCUGUCCGGCGGCACCGGCUCCUGGUCCGGCUUGCGCUUCCGGAUGCAGAGGGAAAUAUCCGCCCUGGUCUCCCCUACCGUUAACGUGAAGGUGUCCACCUGCCCCUCUCCCAUAUACAACGCCUGGCUGGGCGGCUCCAUCCUGUGCUCGCUCUCCACCUUCAAGGACAUGUUCAAGUUUAGCACCUCUCCCCAGCUGAUGCAGGAGGCCACUGCAGCUCUGGUUGAGUCGCUGGCCCCAGCCCAGCCCGUGUCUGUGCACUUCAGUGCUGGCUGCUCAGGAAUAGAGAGCUGCAGGGAUGGGCUGGCCAGCGGCUCGGUGGUCCGGAGAGAGGAGGGGGGUGGAGCACCGGUCUGGCCCGAGCUCGCGGUGGGGCACAGGGUGCAGGGGGCCAGCACGUCGGCCCUGCUGCCCCCCGGGGCUGCUCACACGUCCCAGCAGGAGACGGGGAGGCACGUGCCCAUCCGGCUGAGCGAGCCAACUGUGCUCCAGCCGGUCCUGAGCUCACCCCUGGGGGUGACCGAGCCUCCCCCAGGCCCUGCACCUGGCUCGCCCGAGUGGCCCCACGUGGGCCCUCGUCACCUGCCGCUCGGGGCUACACGUGAAGCGCACAGCAGUGUUAGGGGUGACUCGGCCAUCAUGAAGACACACGGCGACCAGCGCGAGGGCCACGUCUGCAUCCUCGGAGGGCUGAGCGGAUUGCUCGCGCAUGUCACGGAUUACCACACCGUCCUUCAGCGGCUGCUAUGUCCUCCUGGGCUGGCCUCUACCUCCUCCAGCGCAGGCCUUGAGUCCGGCACGUCUUGUGCGAGUACCUGCUCGGGCCUGGCGGCUGCAGGACCCCCAGCUGCCCUGCUGACCCCCACUCUCGUCCCCUCCCCUCCAUUCUCCACACAGCCAUCCUUUGUAAAGUGCAAAGUCACGUAUAGCGUCUGCUCUGGCAUGCUGUCCUCCACCAGAUGUCAGCUGCCCGGCGGGGGCCCCUCUCGGUCCCACGCUCAGUCACAGCGGCAGCCCCGGCACCCAGCACAGAAGGCUCGGCAGGUGCACAGCAAAUGUCCCCGAGGGGACCAGUGA
Molecule: messenger RNA, 2076 nt
Organism: Odobenus rosmarus divergens (Pacific walrus)
Lineage: Eukaryota; Metazoa; Chordata; Mammalia; Carnivora; Odobenidae
Exons: 15
Coding region: 1-2076 (691 amino acids)
Source: RefSeq, a predicted model, not a curated record